CUCAAUGCGUUUCAGUUGUGACCGUAGCAUAGUUGACAGUUGUUAAAAAUAAAAAAAUGAAAAGAAUCAUUGUUUUUGCGUUAUUUGUUUGUGCGUCGUGUAAUUUUCAUAAUAAUGAAGGAGCCGGACUCAAAUCAGAUAAAAAUAACCGACCAAAAUCACGGUGCUUACAAGCUAAAAAUAAUAAUCUCAAGAAAAACAAUUUCUUUCGAGAUGAAGGAACUCAUAAUGUGACUAUAAUAAGAGAUGAACCUGCAGUUUUAGAUUUAAAUCCAGCUAAGAUACCAUCUCUAAUGGCUCCAUCAAAAUCCAUUGGACUGUUACAACCGAUAGACAUUGACCUUGCCGAUAGAUGCUUCUCUAAGCCCAAGUGUGAUCCCAAUGCACCAUUCAGAACUAUAGAUGGCAGUUGUAAUAAUUUGAAUUUUCCAGUUUGGGGACAAACGAAUAUAGCGAAUACUCGAAUUAUUGAUGCAAAUUACUCGGAUGGUAAAUCGCAGCAAAGAAAAGCGAUUUCAGGUCGYGAAUUGCCAAAUUCCAGACAUUUACGAACAACUUUAUUCAUAGAUAUGGAUAAACCKGCAUUGGAACAUAAUGUAUUGGUCACACAAUUCGGACAAAUGAUUGCACAUGAUACCGAAUUGGCAUUUCCUAAACGUUCAGUAAAUGGCGGUAAACUUGAGUGUUGUAACCCAGACGGUACGACUCCACGAUUUCUGCCAAAAGGGUGCCUUCCAAUAUGUCAGAUCCAACCAGUCAGACAACUUAUUGGCGUUACUAGUUUUAUUGAUUGUUCCGCGUUGUACGGUUCAGAUGCUGUUACAGCAAAAAGUUUACGUACACUUAUGAAUGGUAAGCUCAAAACACAGACUGGACCUAACGGAAAAUCAUACUUAUCAAAUGUCAAAAAACCAACACAGUCAUGCAACGUCCCUGCAGAUAAUUCGGCUUGCUAUGCUUCAGGAGACUCAAGAGUUAACCAACAUCCCAAUAUGGCAGUAAAUACAAUUUCCUUAAUGAGACUACAUAACUUACUGUGUGAUGAGUUCAAAAAAUUAAACCCAACAUGGAACGAUGAAAAAAUAUACCACCAAGCAAGGAGAUUAGUUAUUGCAAUGUAUCAGCAUGUUACAUACAAUGAAUUUUUGCCGGUGAUUUUGGGCCGAGAUUAUUGCAAAGCAAAUAAUUUACURCCGUUAAGUGAUGGCUUUGACAAUAAUUAUGACGCAUUCUUAAACCCGACUACAUUUACUAGUUUUACCGCUGCUGCGUAUAGAGGUCUCCACAGUUAUAUACAAGGGUCUAUGGAUUUAGUUAGUGAAUCUAGACAAACCACAUCAAAGUUACGUCUAAGUGAUAUUUUUUUGAGAUCUGACAUUGUACAAGAUAAAGACAAUUAUGAUAGUCUCAUCAGAGGAAUGCUAACUCAACACGCACAGGGACAAGAUCAAUUUUUUACUAAAGAGAUCACUGAAUUCCUAUUCAAAAGCUUUAACAAAACGGACGGUUCUGACUUGAUUACCUUAGACAUAGAACGCGGCCGAGAUUUCGGUGAACCCUCGUAUAAUAAAUUCAGGCAACUGUGCGGAUUGAGAGCAGCCAGAACAUUUGGUGACUUUACCGAUCAAAUUAGUAAAAAAAACGUGGACGCUUUAGCUAGCAUAUACGAACAUGUGAACGAUGUUGACUAUUACGCAGCUGGUAUUUUAGAAAAACAAAAACCUGGAUCCAUAUUUGGGCACACAUUCCAAUGCGUUAUCGGUGAAAUGUUUUUCAGAUGGAAAUUUGGUGACAGAUUUUAUUAUGAAUUUGGAAAUCAACCUGGUUCUUUUACCUUAGGCCAACUUAAAGAAAUACGAAAAACGACAUUGGCUUUCAUAAUGUGUGUGACGUCAGACAUUCGUUUCAUACAACGAAAUGCAUUCGAUGUACCCAGUAGUCGUAAYCCAUUGGUAUCUUGUAACUCAAUAACAAAAAUAAAUUUGGCUCCAUGGAUAGAUAAAUAAUGGGAUCAUUCGUCAAUUACUUCAGUUAUAAAUAUUUAUAGAUUAUAUACUUAUUAUCUCAUAUGUAACUAAUAAAUAAAAUAGUAUAAUCUAUAUUUAUUAUUAGAUAUAGGUACAUUGGCGUAGUAUUAGAAGUUAGAGCGAAAUAUAGUAACACUAGUACUACGCGUAAUUAAAAUUAAAAAAAUUUUUUUAUCAUAUUUGUAUACUUUUUAAGUGUAAAGAAUAUUAAAAA
Messenger RNA from Diuraphis noxia (Russian wheat aphid), 2241 nucleotides. Its product is annotated as immunomodulatory peroxidase-like. The record is from RefSeq and is a predicted model, not a curated record. Gene Ontology annotation, molecular function: peroxidase activity; heme binding. Gene Ontology annotation, biological process: response to oxidative stress. NCBI's taxonomy places the organism in Eukaryota, Metazoa, Arthropoda, Insecta, Hemiptera, Aphididae.